CCUCCCCAACCCCUACGCGUGAUCAUGUGACCUGCCAGUUGAUCGACCGGAAAUCUCCGGUGCGACUUCCGACAUCCCGGGUCCUUGCUGGAGUUUGUAAACAAGCGGCCGGCAGCGGGAAUGCGGUUGUAGAAAUUGUGAAACAUGGCAAAUGAAAAUGAAGAUUUGAACGAGGGUCUACACGUGGUAAAUGAGGAAGAAGAAGAAGAAGAAAAUGCUCUUGAUUAUCACCAGAAUAGGAUGCCACUCCCAACUUUUUAUGAUUUGGUACCAGAAGAACGUAGUGGCCAUGUAGCUGUAGCAUAUGGAAGUUAUAUGUAUAUCUUGGGUGGUUACAAGAAUGCUGCAGUUCAAGGCUACAAUGAUUUCUACUUGCCAAGAGAAGAACUUUGGAUUUACAGCAUGGAAACUGGAAGAUGGAAGAAGAAGUACACAGAAGGUGAUGUUCCUCAGUCCAUGUCAGGGAGUUGUGCUGCUUGUGUGGAUGGAGUACUAUAUCUGUUUGGAGGACAUCAUGUAAGAGGGAACACUAAUGAGUUCUACAUUCUGAAGCUAGGAACCAAAGACAAAAUACUGCACUGGGAGAGAAUAAAAGAUUUUAAGGGGGUACCACCAUCACCCAAAGACAAGCUUGGUUGUUGGGUAUACAAGAACAAAUUGAUUUUCUUUGGUGGCUAUGGUUACCAACCUCGAGGACAGUAUCAUGGAUCAUUUGAAUUUGAUGAAUCAUCAUUUUGGAAUGCAAGUCAUCCAAGAGGCUGGAACAAUCAUGUCCACUUCAUUGACCUUGAAACUUUUACAUGGUAUCAGCCUAUUACAAAGGGAAAAGCCCCUUCACCUAGAGCAGCUCAUGCUUGUGCUACAAUUGGGAACCGAGGCUAUGUGUUUGGAGGAAGGUAUCAGGAUGCCAGGACCAACGACCUCUACUACCUUGAUUUGGAUACUUGGGAAUGGAAUGAAGUGGUACAAUCUCCUGAUCAGAUUCCUGUUGGCCGUUCUUGGCAUUCACUCACUACAAUCUCAAAUGACCAUCUCUUCCUUUUUGGAGGUUUCACGACUGACAAACAACCGUUAAGUGAUGCUUGGAUAUAUAGUGUGAGCAAGAAUGAAUGGUUAAAAGUAGAGCACCAAUAUUCAGACAGACCAAGACUUUGGCAUUCUGCUUGUACAAGCGAUGAAGCAGAAGUGAUUGUUUUUGGUGGAUGUGCUAACAAUUUACUGGCUCGUCAACAAGCAGCUCACAGUAAUGACAUCCUUAUCUUCUCUGUGCAGCCAAAGUCACUUGUCGGACUUUGCCUAGAAGCAGUGAUCCAUUAUAAAGAAAUAUUGGCCCAUAUAUGGGACUGUCUUCCAAAGCAUCUGCUUCUUAAUAUUAAUCAACGAGCUGGGAGCAGUAACACAUCUGGAUCAUGAGUUCUGACAAUACAAUUACAGUUCGAGCAAUCAUAGUGUGAUUUAGUUGUUCUUUGUUCUAGCAGUCAAAAGUACUGGUUUAUGACAAGGUAUGGGUAAGCUGGAGAGAAGCAUAACUUUUUUGUCUUUUAUUGGUACCUGCAUUUUUGCAGGCUUUUGAUUUGCUUGUACUGUAUGUAUAGAAAUUUUAUUUUCUGUUUUGAAUAAAUGUGAAGCAGAGACAACUUAGUUUACUUUGUACAUCGUGUUCUCUCAACUUCAAAAUAAUGCUCAGAUUGAUAUGUUGAAUCUCAUCUACCUGAAGCAGUUUAUUUUUCAUUCUGGUAUUAAGUAAAAAUUAAAUAAAACGUGCCUUUUCAAUAAAGGGCAAAGAAUUUCAUGAAAGCCAUCCUUCAUGAUUUGUCAUUUCAGGAUCUGGGCUGUAUGAAACUCAUCUUGGUUAUGUAAUAACAAGACUAUUAAUACAUCAUCAAGCAACGCUGAGUCACUCUAAAGGUGGGGGGGUGGGGUGAAGGAACAUCACACAAGUGAUAACACAACUAAGAACCAACUUGACAAGAAAAUUCAUAGUGGCAGUUAAAACUGAGAUCAGAGGCAAAUCCAGGAGUGAGAGAUGGAGUAUGGCACCUAAUGUCAUGGGGAAGCCAAAGAAAGUAAUAUGUGGCUGAUUACAAACCAAAAAGACAAACUGUGCUCGAAGGCAGAGGGCACACUUGAAGUAUUUCUUCCAUUCUCCCUUGAAUAGAAGUGACUUUUUCAGAUUUUUACUUGAGCUGUUUGACUCUGAUCAACCAGCUGUCACUGGUCUAGACUUGCACAAAACGUUUCACUUUGCUUUGCAAAUUGGUUUGAAUUUUACUGCUCGCACUUAUAGCAUCACUGGUCUACAUUCAGUGCUGCUUAUUUGUUUGUUUUCUAUGGAUCUUAAAGUAAGCUUCAGACAAUAUCCAUGACCAGUUAUAAUGAAUGAAUUGAUGCUUUUGUUGUUUCUAAAGGCAGCUUGACUGUUUCUUUUCACCUUUUAAGUAAUUUGAACAUUUUAUCCUAUUUGGGUAAAGGGAAGUAGAUCCAGUAAUCGGUAUGUAACUAUGUACUAUCAUCCUUUAGAUUUUAAGGGUUUCUAGCAUCUGAGGCACUAUAUUCCAACAUGUGCCACUUUGGGCAAAGAGGUAAUGGUGUAGGGUGACAUUUUGAAGUCAGCCGUAGCUGUUAUAGAGGGCACUUUCAAAUUAGCCACCUUUUUAUAUUACUGUUCAGUUCAGUUUCAAAUAAAAGUGAUCUAUCAAAUCUUUCGUAGCUUUUGCUGUACUUACAUGGAUAGAUGCACAAUCUUAAUAAACAGAACUGUGGAUGCUGGAAAAGCUCAGCAGGUCUGGCAGCUUGUGAAGAAAAAAAGUCAUUUAACGUUUCAGGUCAGGUGACCCUUCCUCAGUUCUGACCUGGAACGUUAACUCUUUAUCUUCACAGGUGCUGCUGAGCUUUUCCAGCAACUUCUCUUUUUGUUGUGGGUGCAUAAUCUUGUCUGCCAGAGUUAGAAAUAUUAUGCUUACCACAAAGGGAUUGGGAAAGAUAAUCAUUGUAUUUAGUAACGUGAAAUAUGCAUUGAAUAGUUUUGUGAUGAGCCAAGACAAUUAAAAUGGGUUGAACAUAAAGAAUACAACUUUAUUUACAGUUGAAAAUUUCAAAUUUUGGAACCAAUGUUUGUUGUUAUGGACAUACAUGAAAUUGCUGAGGGGUCAGCACAUUGAUAGGAGUGCUCAUGUCUAUUGUUCCUAACGUUUAUUUUCUGUAACUACAGGAUUACUGACCCACAACUAUUUUUCUGAUAUUGUCCUUCAUCAUCUGUAUCUCAGUAAGAAAAUACAUUCCAACAUAUCGAUUCUUUCAAAAUAAAACUUAUAAAGCAUCACAA
Rhincodon typus (whale shark) is the source of this 3325-nucleotide messenger RNA. RefSeq names its product kelch domain containing 2 (gene klhdc2). The record is from RefSeq and is a predicted model, not a curated record. The coding region runs from base 145 to 1413 and encodes 422 amino acids. Gene Ontology annotation, molecular function: protein binding. The transcript has 14 exons. NCBI's taxonomy places the organism in Eukaryota, Metazoa, Chordata, Chondrichthyes, Orectolobiformes, Rhincodontidae.